UCGUUAUGACUACCACAAAAAAGAUAAACCGAAUCAACAAAUAAAUUCGUAUUUAAAAGUCGGGAAACACUAACUUUUACCACAAAUGAUUCGUCAAACAAUAGCAUUCUUUCGUUUACGAAUUUUGUCUGGAUAGUUUGAAGUUGUUUACUAUCGAUUUCCUACUUCUAUAUUUGGCGCGCUUAGUAAGUCAAGCAUUACUAAAUAAAUAAAUGCAUCACAUGUAAAGGUUCUGAAAGCAAUCGCUUAUUAGCAACUUCUCUGUUAAACUUUGAAGCUACAACACUGUUCUUGAAGGAUGUAUUUCUUUGGUUUUCUGCUUUGUAUAUGGUUCAAUGAAGUAGUAGUUUGCUGGGAAAAUCAUUAUGACACAAAUCUUGAAUUCUCCUGUCCGACUAAUAGCGUGAUAACAACCAUGGUAUCAAUACAUAGCAAUUAUUUUGGAGAUCGAGUAUGGAGAUUUUCUUGUGAUAAAAAGGUGAAAUUAGGAACGUCGAUCUGGAGUUACUAUCGUAAUGACUACGGUGCCUACUUGGAGUUCAAAUUUCCGCAGAAUUUUGUUCUGACUGGUAUGGGAGGUAUGCAUAGAAAUGAAGGCAAUGAUAGGAGAUAUAAAUUCCGUUAUUCCAGAAUACUUGGAAAGAUACAAGGCUCCUGCAAAUGGACUUGUUAUCUCAACGAUCUUGAUAGAAAGCUGAAUUACAACGUGCCAUGUCAAUACUAUAUAACUGGCAUAAGAAGUACCUUUAGCAAAGAUCACGAAGAUCGACAAUUUUAUCUUCGCAUUUGCAAGUUCAACUGAUUGCAUUUCAAGUCAAAGCAACAAGUCAUCGACCGAUAACAAAAGCAAAAGUGUAGAUGUGUUUUUUUUAUUUCCACCAAUUUAUAAUGUACUAUUUUGAGAAACAAAAUUUAUUCGAUAUAGUUUUUAACGUUUAAUCAAUCUAUAGAAUUUGUUGUUGCCCGUCUAAUUAAUUAAUUUUUACCUCUUUAUAUUGUGUGUCCUGCCUAACUGUCCUGCAUUACAUAUUAAUUCUUUUCUCAGCGCAGGUAAAUUUGGUUAUACCGUUGUUCUUGCUUAAUGUCUACGUAAAAGCGUCUUUUUGUUAAAACUUUUAUUACCGUUGCUCAAUCGUCGCUACUCUAAAGACGGAUGUGCUUUCGGAAUUGUUAAAGAUGUCCUUCUGUAGAGGCUUGUCUUAUUUUUCAAAUCUAGCUAUCUUUUACUCUGUAACACCGCAGUUUUACAAUCUUUAUCCCAAAGCCUGUUUUAUUUUUACUAAAAGAUUAGUGCUAAGACGUAUUAUAAUACGUCUUAGCACUACAACUAGAAUAUAUGCCAAUAUUAUGCCAUUUGGAAAUCUAAAUGUGGAAAUUUAAAAGUUCGAUUUCGUUUAGUUAGAAAGAGCUUAUGUAAAGAUUAUAUACGAUAACUUAGAUUAACUCAUGAAUAUGAUUAGAACUUGGAACGUACACCAGACCCUUUUUUCACCGAGAGGAUUUGUUGUACAAAGUUUUGACACGUGAUUAACACAAAUUGUCGUGUUUUUGGAUAUUCACACGACUUUUGAGAAUUAUUAUAGUUCGAAACGUAUGAUUACAAGUUUGACAACUUGUUCGGCUUUCACAAACCUUAAAGCGAGUGCUAAAAGUUGCUGUAAAGCUGAACUAAAUGGUUUUUACG
Messenger RNA from Hydractinia symbiolongicarpus, 1684 nucleotides. Its product is annotated as hemagglutinin/amebocyte aggregation factor-like. The coding region runs from base 299 to 802 and encodes 167 amino acids. NCBI's taxonomy places the organism in Eukaryota, Metazoa, Cnidaria, Hydrozoa, Anthoathecata, Hydractiniidae. The record is from RefSeq and is a predicted model, not a curated record. The transcript is spliced from 5 exons.